Haliotis rubra (blacklip abalone) is the source of this 1914-nucleotide messenger RNA. RefSeq names its product xaa-Pro aminopeptidase 1-like. The coding region runs from base 107 to 1798 and encodes 563 amino acids. Gene Ontology annotation, molecular function: metalloaminopeptidase activity. The transcript has 22 exons. NCBI's taxonomy places the organism in Eukaryota, Metazoa, Mollusca, Gastropoda, Lepetellida, Haliotidae. The record is from RefSeq and is a predicted model, not a curated record.
CGAAGCCUAAUAACAAUGUACGGAGAAUUGGAAAUUCCUGUCUCACCGGUGAAAACUACUUCCGGCUUUGCAAGGCGUCAGCAGGGAACAAGCUGUAUCCACCAUCAUGACAGUUAGGUCCACAACAGCGAGUUUGUCAAAGCUUCGGGCGUUGAUGAAGAAUAUUAGUUAUGUGAAUGAACCCAUUCAUGCAUACAUUGUACCUACUGGUGAUGCGCAUCAGAGCGAAUAUGUUGCUGACUGUGACACGAGGCGAGCCUAUAUUUCUGGUUUUACAGGAUCUGCAGGCACUGCCAUAGUAACAGAGUCAAAGGCCGCUCUGUGGACCGAUGGCAGGUAUUUCCUCCAGGCAGAGAGACAGCUGGACAACAACUGGACACUCAUGAAAACAGGUUUAAAGGACACACCUACCCAAGCAGAAUGGCUAGUUAAGGAGCUGCCAACUGAAGGGAGAGUUGGUGUCGACCCCUUUCUUUUUUCUGUGGAACAGUGGAAGCCAUUGUCCAAAGAGCUGAAGUCCAAUGGUCACAACCUGGUGCAGGUGUCACAGAACUUGGUGGACAUGGUGUGGGAGGAUAGACCUCCACCCCCAAACAACCCCCUCCUGGUGCUGGGCCAAGAAUAUACAGGUCAGACAUGGCAGGAGAAGGUGAAGCGGGUGAGGGAGAAACUUCACAGCAAGCAGGCCACGGCCAUUGUAGUCACAGCCCUCGAUGAGAUCGCAUGGCUGUUCAACCUCCGGGGCUCCGACAUCCAGUACAACCCGGUGUUCUUCUCCUACUCAGUCAUAACCUUCGAUGGAGUGUAUGAAAAGUCAAGUUAUGCCUUGGUCAGUCUUAUUCCAAAGGUAAGAAUUACAAUUCCCCCCUCACCGGUUGCUGCCUUCAAAGCUGUCAAGAACACAGUGGAGAUUCAAGGGAUGAGGAGAGCACAUAUCAAAGAUGCUGUAGCAGUCUGUGAAUUCUUCCACUGGUUGGAGAAAGAUCUCUCUAAUGGUACGAUCACAGAGGUUUCAGCUGCUGAUAAGUUGGAGGAUUUCAGAAGGCAACAGGAGGACUUUGUCAGUCUCAGUUUUGACACAAUAUCCAGUAUAGGACCUGACGGCGCUAUUAUUCAUUACAAACCUUCAGCAGAGACUGACAAGCCAAUCACAAGCGACCAAAUAUACCUGUGUGAUUCCGGGGCACAAUACAGAGAUGGAACCACAGACAUUACCAGAACAGUCCACUUUGGAUGUCCAACAAAAUAUGAACAGGAAUGUUUCACAAGGGUUUUGAAGGGUCAUAUCAACUUAUCGAGGACAGUGUUUCCAAACGAAGUGAAAGGACACAAUCUAGACACAUUGGCGAGGGUGGCGCUGUGGGAGGUUGGGCUCGACUACUUGCACGGCACGGGACAUGGAGUCGGAGCUUUCCUUAAUGUACAUGAGGGUCCAUGUGGUAUCAGUCCACGAGUGUCCCUGUCAGAAAUCCCCUUAGAAGAAGGCAUGAUUCUGUCUGACGAACCUGGUUACUAUGAAGAUGGGAAAUUCGGAGUGAGACUCGAGAGUCUGGUGCUUGUAGUGAAGGCAGACACAAAGUACAAUUUCAAGAAGAAAGGUUUCCUUACUUUUGAGCCCAUUACGUUAGUCCCAAUCCAGACCAAGCUGAUCGAUCCUUCGCUACUGGCGGAACAAGAGAUCGACUGGUUAAACGAGUAUCACAUGCGAUGUCGAGAGGUGGUCGGAGCAGAGCUGAAGAAACAAGGAAAACUGAAAGUCCUCGACUGGCUGAUCCGGGAAACAGAGCAGCUGGGCUAGACAUAACCUUCACCUUGAUAAUGGCCAAGUUUCGCAGAACGAAUCACAAACAUCAGUCUCGUUGAUGGAUUUGCGUAAAUAAGUUUCAGGGGUUAACAUUAUGAAACCACACAAAC